Grus americana (Whooping crane) is the source of this 1029-nucleotide messenger RNA. RefSeq names its product proline-rich protein 2-like. Lineage: Eukaryota; Metazoa; Chordata; Aves; Gruiformes; Gruidae. The coding region runs from base 1 to 1029 and encodes 342 amino acids. The transcript has 2 exons. The record is from RefSeq and is a predicted model, not a curated record.
AUGUACAGCGCAGCGUCUUCUGCCGAUGGGAAAGUGUGGGAGGGCCGGGGGAGCAGCAAACACCCCCCCCCCCGGGAACGCGGGACCCCCCCUCCGGGCCAGCCCCGGCCCCAGCCCCGCCGGGCUCCGCUCGCCCCCGGGCAGGAGCAGCCCGGCCAGACGGCGCCGCUGCGGCGCGCCUGCCUGGGUCUGGACGCCAGAGAACCGAGACGGACCCCCCGACGGCGGGGCACCGGGACGGGCUCUGACCCGGACCCCCGGCAGCCGAGGACCGCGCCGGACGCUGCGCCGAAGCCCCCCUCCCCGACGGGCGAGCACCGACCCGGCUCUGAACCGCCCCCCCGACGGCCGAGCACUGCACCGGACCCCGCGACGGCCGAGCACCGGUCCCCCGACCCGCAGCCCCGGACGGCGGAGCACCGAGCCUCCCCCGCGGCGGGGGACAUUCCCCCCCACACACUCCCCCUCCGCUGCCGCCGUUUCCCUCCAGCCCCAUCCCGGCUCCGGCUGUCCCCGGCGGGCCCUACCUUCGGCGGCGGCGGCGAGUCUCGGCGCGGCGGCUCCGGCUGCAGCGGCGGUGCCUGGCGCGGCGCCUCCCGCUCUGCCGCUGCCGGGGCCGGGGCUGCGCCGCGCCGCGCCGCGCUGCCCUUUUUCGUCAGUGGAAAACUCCGGGCUCUGACGCAGGCGGUGACAGGCGCGGGGCUGGCGCGCGCCCGGCCCGCCCGGCUUCCUGCCCCCCCGGGCGGGGCGCUGAGUCAGGGCCGACGGGACGCCCCGCCCCGCCCCGCCGCACCACCGCCCCCCCCACCCACCGCACCGCCCUCGGGCGGGCAGGCGGGGGCGCGGAGGACCUCGGGACGGGACUGGUGUGCAUUGGGCUUCAGGGAGCAUCGGGCAAGGAGAGCUGAGCACCGACUCUCCCAUCCCGAGUGCGAGUGCCGCUGUUCGGAGGCUGGAGGGCAGCACGGGGAGAGGGCUGGUGUGGGGGAAAUUCAGCCUCAGGAGUUCCUUGGCAAAGCCAUUGGUUGA